Molecule: messenger RNA, 2137 nt
Organism: Dioscorea cayenensis subsp. rotundata (Guinea yam)
Lineage: Eukaryota; Viridiplantae; Streptophyta; Magnoliopsida; Dioscoreales; Dioscoreaceae
Product: SKP1-like protein 21
Exons: 11
Coding region: 580-1665 (361 amino acids)
Biological process (GO): SCF-dependent proteasomal ubiquitin-dependent protein catabolic process
Cellular component (GO): nucleus; cytoplasm
Molecular function (GO): cullin family protein binding
Source: RefSeq, a predicted model, not a curated record
AUAGAGAGAGAGAGAGCCGCUCGACCACCCCGCCCAAAUCUCACGACGAAAACCCUAGCAAUCCCAAUCCCUCUCCAUUCCAUCCCUCUCUUUUCCCCGAUUUCACUCUCUCCUUAUCCCCAUUUCGUUAUCCUUUGAUGUUUCUCUCCCCUUUCUCCUCACCAUUAGCCCUUCGCCAUUCUCUCAAUCGAAUCCUAGCACCGUUGUUUGGGUUUCAGGCGAUCUGUCGGUUUCCCUAAUUUGGCUGAUCACAUAUUUGACAACUUUCAAGUCUGUUAAUCUGCAACUGGGAGUCAUGCUAUAUCGUACUCUCCCAAUUUUGUUUCUGCUAAUUAUCAGCUUGGGAUGGUUAGAAAUGAUGAAAGAUUUGCUGCUCGGAUUUGUAAAUCUUCAAUCAUGGGUUGUUUCUGUGAAGAGUUGCUAGCUGCUCAAUAACCAGCGCUCUUUGGCUUUUGCUUUUUUUAUUUUUUUUUAUUUUUCUGUUUGUCUAUUUUCCUAAUAUAGGAUAGUGUAAUCGGAGGAUUUGUGUUUUGACUUCAUCCCAGUUUUCUAUUGCUUUCUGCAUAGAUAACUAAACAAAUGUCAGAAAGCGCAAUGGCAAUUAUUAAACCUGAGGCUUUGAAAUCAUUUAUUUGGUUGCAAAUGGGUGAUGGGUCCUUGCAGCAAAUAGAAGAGGAGGUUGCCAUGUUCUGCCCCAUGAUUUGUCGAGAGAUUGCUCAAACAGGCAUGGGAUCUUCGAAGAACUAUCCGAUCUCCCUGCCACCAAGAGUAAAUCCAUCCUCCCUUAGUUUGAUCCUAGACUAUUGCAGGUUUCAUCAAGUUCCUGGUCGUUCCAACAAGGAAAGGAAAUCCUUUGAUGAGAAGUUUGUCAAGAUAGACACAAAGCAAUUAUGUGAGCUGACUUCUGCUGCUGACAGCCUCCAGUUGAGGCCUUUGGUUGAUCUCACUAGCCGUGCCCUUGCACGCAUGAUAGAAGGAAAAACUCCUGAGGAGAUACGGGAGACUUUUCAUUUGCCUGAUGACCUCACUGAGGAGGAGAAAUUAGAACCAUUGAAGAAUCCAACUGAUGAUCCACGGAUUCGAUUAUUGAAUCGACUUUAUGCCAAGAAAAGGAAAGAACUGAAGGAGCGUCAAAAGUUGCAGGUUACCUGUAUAUUUAAAAUUGAUGUGGAAGUUGAAGAGAGGGUGGAUGAUCGUUCAGUUGAUGAUCUUCUAUCUUUCAUAAAUGGUGGUCAUCAGGCUGAUUCAAAAGGUGCAAGAUCUGCCAAGAAUAAAAAGAAGAAUAGGAGGAGGAAAGAUCAGUCAAAUGAUUCUUCCGCAGAUGCUACCAAUGAAACUCACAGAAAGGAUGCACCGGAUCAUUCUACCUUAUCCCAUGAGGUUGAUGUCAGCUCAUCCAACAGUCCAAGCAGACACCCAAAAACACAAGAAAGUCCUGAAGAUGCUUUGACUUCGAAGAUCAGCUUUGAGGAUCCUGAUAUUGAUGAUGAGCUUGACCCUGAGAUGAAGGAAAGGCUUGAUAAAGAGGUUGAAGAUUUUGCUCGGAGAUUGAAUUCUGAUUGGCCUGAAAGGAUGCAGGAAAUUCUCUCUCUAGGCCAAGAGAGAAAAUUUGUCCCAAACUUAAUGAAUGGAAAUGGUUCCCUUCGGAGAUACACAGAUAAAUAGGAGACACGUUUUGCUGCAGUCUUGUUCGAGGGCUUUCGCAGAGAUUGGGAAAACAAAAUUGCAUUCAGGCGCAGAGAAAAACCUUGUAACUGCAUUACCAACCACCACCUCCUCUGUUGAAUGCUCUCGAACGCGCUGACAGUUAUAUCAAGGAGUGCGGUAAGCUGCUCAGGUGUUUCUAUAAGAACAUUACAAUCUGGAAUAGAGGUUCUUGUGAAACUUUUGUUCAGCUGGGUAGGCACUUGCUUCCCCAGCCAAGUGCAAUUGAAGAUAUGAAAGUUUUCCUGGGGGACUAUGUUUCUUUCAAUGCAUCUCCUCCAUUUCAGCUGGUCAAGCAUCAACAGUAAUGUUGGGUACUUAUCUCAAUAAUUUUCAUUUUUUUACUUUUUGUUUUUGUUGUUGUUGAAGAGGGGUUGUAAGAGUUUGCUGUAAACAUCUGCAAUAAUGCAUUCGGGGUUUUCUUCCUACUGCA